Messenger RNA from Alternaria atra, 1308 nucleotides. RefSeq lists its product as uncharacterized. The transcript has 4 exons. Bases 1 to 1308 code for a protein of 435 amino acids. The record is from RefSeq and is a predicted model, not a curated record. Gene Ontology annotation, molecular function: DNA binding. Lineage: Eukaryota; Fungi; Ascomycota; Dothideomycetes; Pleosporales; Pleosporaceae.
AUGAAGAUAUCGCACUUGCUAAACCCAUUCUGCGGCGACCCGAACGAUUAUCGCAGUCCGAAAUCGCCAACGCUAGCUUGUUACCCGGUGACUGCAGUUCCAGCACCUAGACGACAGAAGAUUCCGAAAGACGCCCCAAUCUUUUCAGAAGGCAACAGAACCGUCGGUAACAUCAACUUUCCACCCUACGAAGCUGGAGAUAGCCAGGAACUCUUGCACCAGCAUCGCCGGUUUCAGAUCUACCCUCUGGGAGAGAUCCUUAAAAAGGGUGUGAGGCACAUUCCGUACAACAGCGACAAGAAGGCCUUCCAUGAGAAGACCGGGCGCGAAGCGUUUGAGAUGUUUCAAUACACGUAUAAGAGACCCGAUGACGACAAGGAGUACGUCGUGGUCUGGGACUACAAUAUCGGCCUCGUUCGCAUGACGCCCUUCUUCAAGUCAUUGAAGUACUCAAAGGCAUUGAGACAGAACCCCGGACUGAAGGACAUCAGCUACAGUAUCACCGGUGGUGCUCUAGUAUGUCAAGGCUAUUGGAUGCCUUACCACGCAGCCAGAGCUAUAGCUGCGACAUUCUGCCACGAUAUCCGAUGGGCACUCACCCCUGUCUUCGGAAACGAUUUUCCUUCCACAUGUCUGCAUCCGAAGGAUCCAUGCUUUGCGAAGUUCCUCAUAGACCCAGACAUUGUCAAAUACUGUGCGCAGGAGACUGUCCGUUUCAAAGAGUUAGGUCCGGCAUAUACGGUGUUCGGAUCAGACGCAUCGUCGCUGGUCGAGGCAACCAAGACGCACUGCAGGCCGUCCUCACUGAACGAGAAAGCCGCAAAGCAACAUGUGCAGCCAGCUGAUAUCGAGAGUGGAUACGGGACGGACACCGAUCGCAAUGGCAAGUAUCUUUGCUCGCCUGAGGUGUCUCCUCGCACUCAGUUCACGCCAAUAAACCGGUCGCAAUCCCCGUACUCGCCAAGCACAGCCGUCUCUUCGCUCAUGGGCUCGCCCAUCAACCUUCAUGCGCCUCCAGGGCUACUCACGCCAACGUCGGCUCCAUGCGAAUACCAGAGCGGAAUUUUUCGUACGAAGCGGACACACUCGAACGUCGCAUCUCACGAGGACUACGUUGAUGAAGCCCUCACUCGCUCUGAAACAGCCGCCACGAUUGACAGCGCGCACGGUUCUGAGGUGGAGAUGUCCGGUGGCGAUGACAACCAUACACACGAUGAUCUUGAUGCGGCGGCGAUGUUGUUGUCAUUCCGUGCAAUGGAGACGACGAUACCACCGACGAAGCGAACCCGUCGUGGUUCGAGGUUUUAG